Molecule: messenger RNA, 733 nt
Organism: Erythranthe guttata (spotted monkey flower)
Lineage: Eukaryota; Viridiplantae; Streptophyta; Magnoliopsida; Lamiales; Phrymaceae
Product: large ribosomal subunit protein eL21z/eL21y
Biological process (GO): translation
Cellular component (GO): ribosome
Molecular function (GO): structural constituent of ribosome
Source: RefSeq, a predicted model, not a curated record
CACAAACACACACUCGCAACACCACCAGACCAGAGAGAGAGAAAGGAGAGAAAACAAAAUGCCGGCGGGACACGGUUUGAGGUCGAGAACCAGGGAUCUCUUCGCGAGGCCUUUCAGGAAGAAGGGUCCGACCCACCUCACCACCUACCUUAGGAUCUUCAAAAUCGGCGACUAUGUCGAUGUCAAGGUUAACGGCUCCAUCCACAAGGGUAUGCCCCACAAGUUCUACCAUGGCCGUACCGGUCGUGUCUGGAACGUCACCAAGCGUGCCAUCGGUGUUGAAGUCAACAAGCAGGUUCGCAACAAGAUCCUGAAGAAGAGGAUCCAUGUUCGUAUCGAGCAUGUUCAGCCAUCAAGGUGCCAUGAGGAGGUGCAGCUGAGGAGAAAGAAGAAUGACAAGCUCAAGGCUGAAGCAAAGGCACAAGGCAUGAUUAUUAGCACUAAGAGGCAGCCUAAAGGACCAAACCCUGGUUUCAUGGUUGUCGAAGGUGCAACCCUCGAGACCGUCACUCCCAUUCCAUACGAUGUCGUCAACGAUCUCAAGGGAGGAUACUAAGAGGAUUAUCUUGUUGCCUUGGAUUCCUUUGUGUUUUUUUCUUCAUUUCAUUUCAUUUUGAACUGUUGUUUCAGAACUUAAUUCUCUCUUUCGUGCUUUGUUUAUGUAAUGGACAAGGAGUUAGCUAUUGAUAAAUUUAGACCAGUUUUGGAUCAGUUUUAUUUCUGACUUUAUCAA